AUGGAGACCUCGACAGAGCGCGAAGCUUAUCGCUCUGCACCUCAACCACCGAGCCAGCAAACUUCAGAGCAUCGAAUUCCGAACAGCGACGUGCGAGGCCAAUCUCACACCCCGUAUCAAUCACCAGCUAUCAGACAACUUGUCAGCAUAUUCCUAGCUAAUGUCAGAUCCCGAUUUGGAGAAGACUCGCCUGAAGUCAUCAUGAUUUGGGAUGUUCUCGGUGCAUUUCGAGCUGGGAAGGAAUCCAAAAAAGCUACCCUCAUCACCAUCAACCAGACACUGGGCCACCACAACGAUCUCAAGCAAGAUCUCAUGAAGGUACUGUACCACCCCGAAGCGAAAUGGCAGACAGGCGAUUUUGAGUUUGAGCCCGAUCAACCCAUGCCCUCACCUACUCCUAACUUCUUACAACCGGUUUAUCAACCCCAGAUCCGCCUACCGCCAAUGACAUGGUUCGAGAACAGACAGAUCUACCAGUCGAUCAGUUCUGGUCAUGACCGAAAUUGGCCUCCCAUCGCACCCAAACUGGAGGUCAACCAUACAAAACCUCCACCGGUCCCUUGCUUUGACAUUCCUGCUCGUCCCCACCAAAGCCAUACGCCCCAAGCAGGGUCUCUGGAGAGAGCGUCAUCCGAGACAACUACAAUUCCUGCUCUCGGUGUUCCAGUGACAGUCGAUGUUGCCCAGACCGUCCACGAUAUGCCGCCGCCUUCGCACAAGCGUCGCCGCGAAGCUUUUGAAGAACAAGCUGUGCAAGAGGCAAUAGACCGAGCGAGCUCUGACACGGCUGACCAGGUCUGCUUUUCAACCGCAGAUACGGGUCAACCAGUCGCUAAGCGCCAGUCCGAGAGCACUUCCAAAGCAAAGCGUGCACAAGCUGAGAGCGGAUCGAAACCAUUCAUUCAUGGCCUAUGCGGUAGAGGUUUCGGCACUAGAUCAAAGGUCAAGAAACAUCAUUGGGGAAACGUGCUCAAUGAUUUGGAGACGACUACAGGUUGUUGGGCGAAGCACGGAAAGCCAAAUGUGAGCUGGGACGAGCAUCCGAGCUGUACGGAAGGGAUGAAAGUGUCUGGUCAUGCAAGGACAACCCCGGCGGCGAUGGAAAAAGACGAGUCUCGAGCAACGCCUCACAUGACGCCCGUCGAUGAGGAACAGCCUGAAACCGUUGCGCGUUCUGCUAAUCUGCACGAAGAUUAUCAAGAGGUCUCUCAAGACUGUGGACUGUAUCACUCACAUCGGCUACCCAACCGAUCCAGUUUCGAUACGCUAUUGAGUGCGGUGAACGCCGUCUCUGAAAUCGAUGCACGGAACACGCAGGGACGUAUCGACUCUGUCGUUAGUCAUAUCGAUGAGCAGGCUGCUGGCGUGGAAGAUACGAGACAGUACGUAGUGGACUGGCAGAACACAGUGUGGGGCCACGAUGAAGAAGCGGCGGCUAGUGGAUACCCGCACCCAUAUACGACGCUCCAACCGAGUAUGAUGUAUCCGUUGAGGGGAUACCAUGUGUCUGUAGAGGUUGCACUGCCGUUUUAUGAAAGGCCUCAGUCGCAUACUCGGCAGAUGUACCCAUGUCCUGCAAGCAACUGGAUCGACGAUCAGUUAAGCAUGAUGGAGGGUGCAUACAGCAGCCCCGCGCCCGUGGAGCCCCAGUGCCCUGACCCGUACGCAGGGAGCCGACCAAUGUAG
Molecule: messenger RNA, 1686 nt
Organism: Bipolaris victoriae FI3
Lineage: Eukaryota; Fungi; Ascomycota; Dothideomycetes; Pleosporales; Pleosporaceae
Exons: 2
Coding region: 1-1686 (561 amino acids)
Source: RefSeq, a predicted model, not a curated record